Messenger RNA from Lasiodiplodia theobromae, 1710 nucleotides. Its product is annotated as Arylsulfotransferase. The record is from RefSeq and is a predicted model, not a curated record. The transcript has 3 exons. NCBI's taxonomy places the organism in Eukaryota, Fungi, Ascomycota, Dothideomycetes, Botryosphaeriales, Botryosphaeriaceae. The coding region runs from base 1 to 1710 and encodes 569 amino acids.
AUGAAGUUUAAGUUUCUCUUUGCUUCUUUGCCGCUUCUAACACAAGGCCUUCCCUCACGCCAGUCUAACCCACUUUGGUACGAUCAAGGCCUCUAUGGGGCUUACCCUUGGCGUGAGUAUGUCUCGUUCGAUCUCGCCUCCCCCCGCGUCAACAUCCUGUCGGAAAGCACCCAAUGCGACCCCGGCUAUGUCUUUCUCGAGCCCCGCGGGAGGUCAGUCGCCACGCCCGGCCCAAUGAUUCUUGAUGGAGAUGGCAAUCUUGUGUACAUGGAGAAAAAGUGGGGUGAGGUCAUGGACCUCAGGCCUCAAACCUACAAGGGAGAGACGUAUCUUACCUUUUGGUCGGGAACCGAUGAUGGAACCCACGGGCGCGGAAUAUAUUACAUGCUCGAUUCCGCGUAUGAGGUCAAACACACUGUCAUCCCCGCCAAUGGCUUGGAAGGUGACCUUCAUGAGUUCGAAAUAACGCCAGAAGGUACCGCGCUCAUGACCAUUUACGAAAUCAUCCCGGCCGACCUCAGCUCUGUCGGUGGUCCCGUCGACGGUUGGAUCUACGAUGGCCUGUUCCAGGAAAUCGACAUCGAGACGGGCGCUCUCGUGUUCGAAUGGCGCGCAUCGAGCCACUACAGCGUCGACGAGUCCUUUGCGCCGCUGAAAGGCCAUGGCCGCAGCGAAGCCGAUGCCUGGGACUUCUUCCACAUCAACAGCGUCGACAAGGACCCGGCCACCGGCCUGUAUUACAUCUCCUCCCGCUACAUGCACACCGUCACCUGCAUCUCCCCCCACAACAGCGAGAACGGAACCGUACUCUGGCGCCUCGGCGGCAAGCGCAGCUCCUUCACCGACCUGGCCGGCGGCGCGGCGUCCGACUUCUCGUGGCAGCACCACGUGCGGCACUACGCCAACGACACGCUGACCAUCUUCGACAACGGCGCCUACGACAACAACGCCCACCUCGCCACCCCGCACGGCCACAGCCGCGCCCUGAUGGUGCGCCUUGACACGGAAGCGAUGACGGUCGACCUCGCCGCCGCCUUCGUCAGCCCGUCCGACAUCCUCGCCCACUCGCAGGGUUCGGUGCAGAUCUUGCCCAGCGGCAACGUCUUCGUCGGCUGGGGCCACUCGGCCGCGUACACCGAGUACAAGCUCACCGCCGACGGCGAGGUCGAGGUCCUGUGCGACACGCACUUCGGCAGCGCUGCUUUCUUCGGCUGGGGCUGGGUCAAGUCUUAUCGCGCGUUCAAGAGCGCGGAUUGGAAGGGCUUGCCCAAGACAAAGCCAGAUGUCGCGGUGAAGAGGAAUAGGGUGUUCGUCAGCUGGAACGGCGCGACGGAGGUGAGGCGGUGGAGGUUGAUGGGUGCGGCGAAUGCGGGGGUGGAGGAUGAGGAGUGGGUGGUUAUGGAGGAGGUGGAGAAGGAAGGUUUUGAGAGCAUGAUGCAUUUGGUGGGGAAGAAGGGGGUGGAGGUUGUGCGGGUGCAGGCGUUGGAUGGGAGCGGUAACGUGUUGGAGACGAGUGAGGUGGUGGAUCGGAGCACUGGGCAAGUGGUCGACGGCGAGUUCAAGCCCAUCCAGGACCGCGAUGUCGUCGCAUUGCAGCUACUGCUCGCUCUCCUUGCGUGCAUGUCGUUUGGCCUCAUUGUUUGGGCUUGCUGGCUCCCAGCAACCCGAUUCUCCAGGGGCCGUGUAAGGUAUCAGCGGGUUCACAUAUGA